Molecule: messenger RNA, 282 nt
Organism: Laccaria bicolor S238N-H82
Lineage: Eukaryota; Fungi; Basidiomycota; Agaricomycetes; Agaricales; Hydnangiaceae
Exons: 1
Coding region: 1-282 (93 amino acids)
Source: RefSeq, a predicted model, not a curated record
AUGGGCUACAUUGUUGAUAUGUCAACAAUGGAGAGUAUACCGAAAGCUGUUAGGCCUUUGGAGAGGGAGCUUGGGAAAGAGAGUCAGAGGCUUUGGGAGAGCGCUAUGGAUAAUCUGGUGAAGAGGGAGUUUGGGGAGGCGACGAGGGAGAAGUUUGGGAUCGAGCCAAGGCAGAGGGAUGAGGUUGCUGACAGGAAGAGGAGGAUUGAGUGUUUUUUUUUUUGUCAGGGGGUCUUCAUCCAUUUGAGCCUCGCAGAUGAAAGACUAAUGUACACUGAAUAA